AUGAGAAUGGCGGCAAAGUGUCCGUUGCUGAUUAUUAUAAAUGGGCUUAGAGUAAAGGAAAGCCCAAUGCUCUCACAGCCCUUUAAAUUACGAAAAGUGUUCCUCCUUCACGUGAAUUCGCCGGCCGACGAUCCUUCCUCCGUCGGUAUCUAUUUUUUCCGUAUUGCGAUCUCGCUUGACGAAAUGGGUGCUCGUAUCUGGAUCUUCUCCGUCGUUGUAGCUGUAUUCUUAUCUCUUUCUGGAUUUUCCUCAGCUCAGGAUCUCCAGAUCGUAAAUGCCGAGCGAAGGAUUGAUGUAAGCUCACAUAUCGUCAAGGCCUUCCUGACUCUCAAGGUCGAAAAUAUUGGGAAAAGUCCUGUUGCGGAGAUGCUUCUUGCGUUCCCACCUACACAGAUCAAGAAUCUUGCUAUGGUCCAAGCUCUGGCAAUUACCGGCAAAAAGAAGAAGAAAACCUACCUGCCUCUAGAUGUAAAACCAACCGAACUAAGUGGUCCACCAAAUGACGCUGGACACUUCAGUAUUUCGUUUGCUAGCCCCUUGGGACCCGGUGAAACCGUUACACUUGAGGUGCUAUACAUAUUGACUCAUUCCUUAGAGCCUUUCCCGAUGGAGAUAGCCCAGUCAGAAUCUCAGUUGGUUUACUACCGUGAUAGUGCAGUGAUACUAUCGCCGUAUCAUAUUAAGCAACAGACAACUUUCUUUAAGACUCCUAGUACUAGAGUAGAGUCGUUCACUAGCGUCGAACCUGCUAACCGAGCUGGGAAAGAGAUCAAGUAUGGACCGUAUGAGGAUCGUGCUCCGUACUCUUACACACCUGUUAUUGUACACUUUGAGAAUAACAGUCCGUUUGCUGUUGUUGAGGAACUUGUGCGUGAGAUUGAGAUUUCACACUGGGGUAGCCUUCAGAUUACAGAGAAUUACAAGUUGACUCAUGGGGGAGCUCGGCAUAAGGGUGUUUUCUCAAGGGUUGAUUAUCAGUCUAAACGUUCCAUCAGUGGUGCAUCCUCUUUCAUUGGGCUCCUUGCAGUACUGCCUCCCAGGGUUAACUCUGUCUACUACAGAGAUGAAAUCGGAAACAUCUCAACUUCACAUUUACGUACAGGCUUUAGAAAGUCAGAACUUGAAUUUGAGCCGCGGUACCCGUUAUUUGGAGGGUGGAGAGCAACUUUUAUCAUCGGCUACCGAGUUCCGUUGGAGGACUAUCUCUUUGAAGCAUCCGAUGGGAGACGUUACUUGAACUUUACCUUUGGGUGCCCGCUCGUUGAAACUGUAGUUAACAAGUUGACUGUCAAAGUCGUGCUUCCUGAAGGAUCAAAGGACCCUUCCGCUGUUUUGCCUUUUACAGUCAAUCAGGACUUACAGGUCAAGUACUCAUACCUUGACAUUGUGGGAAGAACCGUGGUCGUCUUGCAAAAGGAUAAUGUAGUUCCCACUCACAACGUACCCUUCCAGGUGUACUAUACGUUCAAACCAAUAUACAUGCUUGCGGAACCAUUCAUGCUUGUAUCGGCUUUCUUCUUCGUCUUUGUGGCUUCUCUUGCCUAUGUACACAUCGAUCUCAAUAUCGCCAAGAAGUAG
Microthlaspi erraticum is the source of this 1578-nucleotide messenger RNA. The record is from the annotation of a GenBank genome assembly. NCBI's taxonomy places the organism in Eukaryota, Viridiplantae, Streptophyta, Magnoliopsida, Brassicales, Brassicaceae.